AUGAAGAUCUGGUCCUCGCAUCUGACCCUGGCUGGCGUUGCCGUAUCCUCGUCUGCGACGUACAACCCGUCGUACAGUCCAUCGUACAGUCCGCCAUACAACACGUCGUGCAGCAACUCGUAUGACCCCGACUCCGUCAACGCGUCCAUCCCCAGCUACAUCGACCCCGUUCUUCAAUCCGUAGCCGCCGAUCCUCCUACGAGUGUGUCGAUCGCCUCGGCGAGCUUCACCAACGGCAUUCGCACGCUCCCCGGUGCCGUGUUCAACUUUACAGAGCUAGUAGGCACGACCACGGGGAACUUGACAGUACUCAAGAUCGACUUCGAGUUUCCCAUCAAUCUAACCUCAACAAACAACAUCUUUGCGUAUCAUGUUCACGAGUUCCCGAUCUCUGCCGGUGACGAUACUUGUCUGAGCGCUGGAGGACACUUCGAUCCUUUCCUGGCAAAUGGCACUGAGGGCCUAGUCAACUCGACGCUAUCGCCGGGCCUGUACCACCCCUCACAAGGUAACCUCUCCACCUUCCAGCUUGGAGACCUUGCGGGAAAAUACGGUGUCUUAACCACCGUGGACGGCACUGUUCCGCCGCGCACGAUCUACGACCACUACCUCCGUUUGACGGGAAACUUUUCCGUCGUUGGCCGCUCAGUGGUUGUACACGAUGCACCCACUGACAUCCGCCUCGCGUGCGGCAACAUCACCUUACACCCUCUUGAUUAA
Molecule: messenger RNA, 720 nt
Organism: Punctularia strigosozonata HHB-11173 SS5
Lineage: Eukaryota; Fungi; Basidiomycota; Agaricomycetes; Corticiales; Punctulariaceae
Exons: 4
Coding region: 1-720 (239 amino acids)
Biological process (GO): superoxide metabolic process
Molecular function (GO): metal ion binding
Source: RefSeq, a predicted model, not a curated record